GUCAUCUUGUACAAAAUCAGACUUGAUUUUAUUCCGAAGUUUUACUUUUCUGUCGAACGUCAUUUCAAACAUAUAUGAGAAAUUCAAUUCUAAAAUUGUUCGCAAAGUCUCGUGCUUUGAUGUUGACAUAAAUAUUUUUUUAAACAGCAUAUAAGGAAACCAGACAUAGUAAAAAAGAAUAAUUCAAACGCAAUGUGCCGACUUUCGACCUGGUCCAUCUUCCAAACCGGUUUACCUCGGAAACAAGAAAAAAGGAGCACCGUGCGGUCUUUCUUCCGUCUGCUUCGCAGUGUUGUACUUGAUACGCUCUGUCGGAGAGCCAAUUAAUUUAACAUCUACUAGUACGCACGUGUACUUUUACAUUAUCAUAGCACAUAAGAUCUCAUCAAAGUCGAACGAUCUCAUCUUCGGCUUCGACGUCUUGUCCGGUUUCGUUCCCUCUUCUACGGCGACGAAACUUUUUCUAUGCGAGCAGUCGAUCGAUAGCUCUCGCGGUAGCUACCACGAUUUCCUCUCGUAGAAUCGGCAGAUCAAAUUCAAACUGUGUUUAAUUCUUCGUAAAACUUUAAUGAAUGUUAACUUAGUUCAUCACAUUUAACCGGUUAAUCCACAUCCACUUGUCAAGAUUUCAUGAUAGAUGAUGAUGCUAAAAAAGGUGGCUGUUAUUUUAAUAGUUUUCAUUUGGGCCCGUGAUUCUUUGGCAAAUUAUCAUCAUCGCGCAAGACGCUCAAACAACGAAUAUAUACUGCACAGAUGUACAGCUACUGCGGAAUUAAUUAGGAAACACAGGAACGGGGAAAGUGUUAAUUCGCGCAAAGCCGAGGAUGAUUCGUCCUCUAAGUUGCAAAUACAACAGAAAGAUCCUGAGCUUUUCGUAGCAACAUCUCUAACUGAUGUUUCCCGACCUGAAACUUCGAGCGGUGUUUAUCGACGUAUGACUCAUAUGAAAAGGCGCGGUAGUGGACACGCACGUCGAAUCACAGGCACGCAUUUGGCAGAUACACCCCUCAAAACCCUCAAUAUAAAUGUAUCUCAAGACAGACCAACGGCCUUCAAAAGAAAAAACCCGUUACCGGAACUUGCGCAUGAUGUAUCGAGCAGAAAAAUUGAUUCGUCACCGCGUGUAGUAAUCAUAAAACCUAACAUAUAAUCAUAAAUCGUAACUUAACAUUCUUCCAAUGACGCUUUACUUACGCAAAGUUUGAAUUUAUUGUACAGAUUGGCGUAACCAUUGUUACAAUUAUUUGUAAUAAUUUAAAUAAAACCGCGAUGCACUUUA
Molecule: messenger RNA, 1279 nt
Organism: Cataglyphis hispanica
Lineage: Eukaryota; Metazoa; Arthropoda; Insecta; Hymenoptera; Formicidae
Exons: 2
Coding region: 638-1150 (170 amino acids)
Source: RefSeq, a predicted model, not a curated record